AUGGCGCUAUCAAAUGUUCUCGAAACCCCUUUACCUGGGUUUAAUUUCGACACGCAGCAAGGAAUGGCUGCCUUAGAGGGUCUUUAUGAUGGUGGACAAACACCUAAACCUAAAACAGGCACCACCAUAGCAGGAGUGGUGUUCAAGGAUGGCGUAGUGCUGGGAGCAGACACCAGGGCUACAUCCGGUGAAGUGGUUGGCCGACAGAUGUGUUCAAAGAUCCAUUACAUUGCUCCUAACAUAUAUUGUUGCGGAGCAGGUACAGCCGCAGAUACAGAGAAGACCACAGAGCUUCUCUCCUCCAACCUUACCAUCUUCUCUCAGACCAGCGGGAGGAACCCUCGUCUCGUCAUGGCGGACAUACUACAGGAUAUGUUGUACAGGUACCAUGGCCAAAUCGGUGCCAGUCUGAUACUGGGAGGAGUAGAUUGCACUGGGAACCAUCUAUACACAGUGGGGCCAUAUGGGAGUGUUAAUAAGGUGCCUUACCUUGCAAUGGGAUCUGGUGAUUUGGCUGCUCUUGGUAUUCUAGAGGACAGGUACCAACAGGACAUGGAGCUGGAUACGGCGAAGGAGCUGGUGCGUGUUGCCAUCCAUGCGGGCAUCAUGAAUGACCUCGCCUCAGGAAACAACAUCGACAUCUGUGUCAUCACCAGAGAAGGAGUGGACCACAUCCGACCCUACCAGGAGUCAGAGUACAAAGACAGCAGGAAAAUGAAAUACAGAUAUCGUCCAGGCACCACUUCCGUUCUGACGGAGAAAGUAGUCCCCUUAAAGCUGGAGGUGGUACAGGAGAGCGUGCAGCAUGAUGGAAACAGUCUGAGCCCUCACAGCGCUAUCACAACAUUUAGUAGUAAAAUUAAAAGGCUUUAAUUUCAUGUCAUUGUUAUUCACUACAUGGUUAAAUAAAAGAAUAAAACAUCUCAGAUCAUUGAUUUACAUUGUCAUCAUAUAUUCUUUACUCUGUUGCUAUGAUUCACUGUGAUAUGGAAUCGUUCAGUAUACUGCAGGGCUUAAUUAAAAGAGUCUACCAAAGCCAUAUUGAGGAAGACUGAGACAUUGUAUUAGAGUGUAGGAUUAAAAUAAAAACAUCUUAAAUUAAA
This is a messenger RNA of Gymnodraco acuticeps, 1103 nucleotides long. It is a transcript of the gene psmb13a, whose product is annotated as proteasome 20S subunit beta 13a. Gene Ontology annotation, cellular component: proteasome core complex. NCBI's taxonomy places the organism in Eukaryota, Metazoa, Chordata, Actinopteri, Perciformes, Bathydraconidae. Gene Ontology annotation, molecular function: threonine-type endopeptidase activity. The record is from RefSeq and is a predicted model, not a curated record.